ACAUCAGAACCCUCUGCUUCCGUUCCCACGCUUUUUCCCCCCGGCGCAGCUUUUGUAUCUCGAUAUCGACCACCGACAUUGCCCGUUGCUGUAGCGUAAACGCCUGAGUGAUGGGUGGAAUUUCCGCUGCUGGGGUAGAGCUCCAGCAGGAUCUUCGCGCUACCCUCACAAAGGCGGUCCGGUCUGCAGACUGGCUGACAGUUUCUUCUUGCACAUGUGUUUCAUACGAACAACCACGCCAUGGGGAAUGCAUGUAAAGCAGAAGGAAAAAUCAGGGAAACUCAUCCGCCUUCGAAACUGGAGACGAGCGACUCAACAGAGGCAGAAAUCAUGGCCCAACGUCGGGCGGCGUCUCUCAGGAGAAUUGAAACUGCAAAACAUGAGGCCCUGCAGAAGUUGAAAACAAGCCGUGCACUGUCUGUGCAUGAAGAGCGCCGGCGUCUACACAUAAUGAAAACAAGGCAUAAACUUGGUGGGGGUUAUUCUGGCGUUGACUUUCUGGCUGGAGAUUCCCGCUUGGAUGAAAGAGUCGACACGAAUUUUGGAGGCUUGAAUGCAGACCUACCAGAUGAUGCAUCACUGGAAGGUGAAGACAGGCGACAGACGACACGGUCUACUUCUCAGCGCCAAACGCAAGGAUUCAAUUCGACAAAACCGGAGGAGCAGAGAGGGCCAAGUGGACAGAGACCUAUUUUCGGGGCCACUUCUCGUGAAAAAAAGAGCAUGGCAUUUUUUGAUGACGUGGGACACACGUGGCCAGGCGACACCUUCGAGGUGGUUGCACCAUCUCCGGCUGCGGCUGACGUUGCAGAGAGAGCAGCUCAGGAAGCUUUGAUACAGAAGAACGCGGAUUUGAAAAGAGUGACGAAUCGGAGGGAUUAGCGAAGAUAGAGGUGAAACAGGGAACGGAAUAGACUAGAGCCAUAUAUGAGACAAUAUGCUGAAGGACGAUGAAGGGGUCCCACAAUUGGUUUCACUUAGCACAGAAAACUCACUUGAAAGGGUAACAGGAAGACAGAUGAUGCUGUGUUCAGAUGACCGUUUUCCGGUAAAACAGAAAGGGAACGACUGCAAUCGACCGGAUUGCAGUAAAGGAUUUGCCUGCCUGCACGAACAAACGAUUAAAACAGAUCCGUCGAAUUUAGGUGCAUCGGAGAGGAGAGGCAGGUUCGCGAAGAACCCAAAGCGGCGAGCUAGCCCUUUCUGUUACCAACAGAAGACAUGGGUAAAGGGUGACUGUGGAACUGAGAUCAAGGACACUCAACAGAGAGAGCGAUUACUGGCAGAUUGAAAAGCCGUCUAGACUUGCAAACAGGUCAAAGGGAAGGAGACAAUGUGGGAGGGGUAGAAGUCAGAGCAUCUCAGCAGCGACGCUAAGGAACAGCGUGUGCCGAAGAAGGCAGAAGACAAUGGCGACAUUGAAGAGAAGCUUGGAAGAAGGGACACACAAGCUGAAGAGUUUCGAAACACAGAAACAAUCAAGUAUAAACUAGCAGGAAUCAUGCUUCAACACGUACUUAGUGAGCGGUGUGAGGAAGGCCAGGAGAAACACUCUGGCGGUGCCCGUGUUGGGAACGUUGACAGGGAACUUCUUGUGUGAAACUGAUCCAGGAUUGUGCAUAACAAAGGUUUUUUCAGGGGGUUUCUUUUUUGUUCAAGGUGUUGUAGAACAGAUGCUUUUUCCACAGGUACGAGUUUCGGAUCGUUCAACGAAACCGACACGGCAGUGUACCGGCUCCCAUGAUGCACCGAAGAGAUAACGUCUCUGCUCCGCAGAAAAUACGGCUCAUAGAUACUGAGUGUCGAUGGGAGCCUUGCCUUCGGUAGAAUGACCGUUUGGAUUUUUUAGAAGUUGCGGAUAUCUGGGCUCAGGCAGGUUGUUGUUUUUAUUCGGGUACUAAUUAGGACUACUCAGUUGUGUUAGAAACUGCACGUCCAGGUGCCAGUGCCUUCUUUCCUUCUAACCAUUCAGCUUUCUGACUUC
This is a messenger RNA of Toxoplasma gondii ME49, 1984 nucleotides long. RefSeq lists its product as hypothetical. The transcript is spliced from 3 exons. Bases 241 to 882 code for a protein of 213 amino acids. The record is from RefSeq and is a predicted model, not a curated record. NCBI's taxonomy places the organism in Eukaryota, Apicomplexa, Conoidasida, Eucoccidiorida, Sarcocystidae.